GAUAAGCCUCGAGCACGCUGCAGAGAGCAGAGCAGCAAUCGACACACGACCUUCCAAGUCAAAACAUCCACUCCCACAAACCGUCAAUAUGCGCCCCUUAACAGAUGAAGAAAUGAAGACGGUGUUGGACAAGCUAGCCAACUACAUGUCCGACCUCAAGAGUCUGAUCGCGCCCCUCGAAGACGGCGACCGCUACGUCUUCCGACUGAACCACUCGCGCGUCUACUACGUCAAGCUCUCGAUCGCCAACCUCGCCACCAGCAUCAGCCGCGACGCCCUCCUCAGCCUCGGCACCUGCCUCGGCAAGGUGACCAAGACGGGCAAGUUCCGUCUGCACAUCACGGCGCUGCCCAUCAUCGCGGCGGGCGCCCGCCACAAGAUCUGGGUCAAGGACAACGGAGCCCAGCCGUUUCUCUACGGGUCGAACGUGGUCAAGGCGCAUGUCGGCCGGUGGUCGGAGGACUGCCCUGAGCAUCAAGGGUGCGUGGUGUACAGCAUGGCGGAUGUGCCGCUUGGGUUUGGCGUGACUGCGAGGAGUACGGCCGAGGUGAGGCGGUUGGACCCUACGGGUGUCGUGUGUUUCCGGCAAUCGGACUGUGGAGAAUACCUCCGUGAUGAGGACACCCUCUUUGCCGGUUAAUGGAGUGGGUGUUAAGCGGUGGUAUGGUUAGUAAAAAUACACGGCGUCAGGCGUUUUGAGGGUCUUUAGAUUCCCAUGCGAGACGGGUGGGCACUGGACGGAAUGACAGAAGACAAAAACAUGACUUGAAUGUGAUUUCAGUCAGCUAUACGAAGAUACCAAGGAAAAGAUCUAUUUUUGUCUA
This is a messenger RNA of Chaetomium fimeti, 824 nucleotides long. RefSeq lists its product as uncharacterized. Bases 89 to 640 code for a protein of 183 amino acids. Gene Ontology annotation, biological process: ribosomal large subunit biogenesis; ribosome assembly. NCBI's taxonomy places the organism in Eukaryota, Fungi, Ascomycota, Sordariomycetes, Sordariales, Chaetomiaceae. Gene Ontology annotation, cellular component: preribosome, large subunit precursor; nucleolus; nucleus. The record is from RefSeq and is a predicted model, not a curated record. Gene Ontology annotation, molecular function: RNA binding. The transcript has 5 exons.